Messenger RNA from Ectocarpus sp. CCAP 1310/34, 1764 nucleotides. NCBI's taxonomy places the organism in Eukaryota, Phaeophyceae, Ectocarpales, Ectocarpaceae. The record is from the annotation of a GenBank genome assembly.
UCUGCGGAUAGGGCACCCCUCCACAUCGCUGACAUGUCGAACCAUCAGAAGAAGCCUGACGCUCGCGCCCUUUUCAAGCAAGCCAAGAGUAGGAAAGGAGAGAAUAGUGGAAAAAAUGUAGUGUCGGCGGGGGGAUCAGCAGUAUCCGGUCGAUCAGGGGCAGCAUCAUCAGCGGGAGGGAAAUAUGGAGGGAAAAGCAAGGAAGAGCUAUUGGCUUUGUAUAGGGCCAAAAAAGCCAUCGCCGCUGCCAGCAAGGCUAACGCUAGUGCACAGCAGAAGAAGCAGCAGCAGACACAGCGCCCGAGUGACAAGAGCUCGGGUUCGCCAGCUACGGGACGGAAGCCUACCGUCAAGGUGCCGGUGAUGACCGCAGCGUCUGGAGCCGGGCGCCCCAGCGUCCAGCCGGCGCCACGAGGACAGGUCCAAGCGGAGGGCGUUGGACUGACAGGCCUUUUAGGCAUUGGAGCAGGAGACAGCAGCAGCAACAGCGACGAAGACGACAACGACGACAACAACGCAGGCGGCGGUAGUGACAGGCAUCCGGGAACGGAUGCCGCCCCUGUCUCAACCCCCGCCGCCGCCGCCGCCGCCGCUACACCCGAGGGCUUGCCAGCGGGCUUCUUCGACGAAGACUUGGCGGCCGACUCCUCCACGACCGUCGCCGACCCCGAAGAGGCUUCCGGGGUGACGGCACCGCCCCCCCCGCGGCCCCAGGCGCCGCCGGUGGGGCGGUUCGGGGCGGAACGGGCGGCCGAGCUUGCCGCCGAAGCCGCUGCCGUUGCCGAGGCCGCUGCUCUCCGGGAGGCGGAGAAGCUUGCGGCGAUGCGGGCGGCGGGUCUAUUGGUAGUGGCGGCGGAUGGGGCAACAGGCGGGGCAGCGGCGGACGGGGGCAAGAAGGCCGCGGACGGCGGGACUGAGGCGGCGGCGGCGGCGCCAAACGGAUCUGCGCUGCCGGAAGGGUUCUUCGACGACCCCGAGAUGGACGCGAAAUCCCGAGGCGUUGACCUGAAGGCCGAGAAGAAAGAGGAGGAGCAGAACGAGUGGAAGGAGUUCAUGUCGUUCGCGGAAGAAGUCAAGAAGACCGAGAAGGAGGAGGAGCAGCAGGAAGAAGCGGUGGAGGAAGACAAGGAGCAGUACGAGGAACUAGAGCAAGCGACGAUGAUGGGCCGCCUGGCGCUGCUCAUGAACAAGUCCGAGAGCAUCAUCACGCGGAAGCGGAAGCGCGCCGAGCCGGCCCGCGGCGAAGCAGAAGACGAGCAAAAGAAUGAUCUCGAGAAGGACAGCACUGAUCCCAGGAACGGUGCUGGGGCGGCAGCGGAGGGCAAGGAAAAGAGGCAGCGGGAAGAAGAGCCCCGACCAAAGUCCCUUGACAGUAGCGACGGCGGAGGCGGAGGCGAGAAGGAGGAGGUGGAGAAGUCGGUGGCCAAGACGGGGACGGCCAUGCGCGAGGUGGCCGUAGCCUCGGCACCGGCCGACGCGGCGGCAGCGGAGAUCUCGGCGAUGCUGCGGGGGCGAAAGCGAAAGAAGAAAAGGGCCACGGAGGAGGCUUUUUCCGGAGAGUACGUGCCGAUGGACCCCUUGGACUGGCGCGCUAGGGGCCGAUGAUGGCAGCUUUUAUUAUUCUUGUGUAUGACGAAGCAUAUGCGCAGCUUGUUGGUUUUGGUUGAACAUUGCGGGGCCACCUCCGUCAUGCGUACCGUGAUGAGGGAAGGGUGUUUUGUUCGUCCGGAAUAGAUGCGCGGGGAGGAAGGGAGGGGGGGGGGG